AUGGAUGUGAUGGACCAUUACAGAUGGGGAAGAGAAGGUUAACAGACCACUGGAGGAGAUUUAUACAUCCUCUUAUGUGGCGCUGCAAAUGGUUAGAAGUUAAACUACAUGACUUUAAGUCUCAGGCACUCAAGUACGACAGAGAACUUGCCAAAUAUAGUCAAAGCGAGCAGUUUGAAUUUGGAAACGUUACCUCUCAAGGAUUUGAUGCAGAGUUGCAAGCUUUUCCUUCAAAAAUUCAAAAGAAGGAAGUAAUGAAGAGGAAGAAAAGAAAACGAGUAGAAGAUACUGCUGAUGUUGCAUCAUACAUGUCUGAUCAUAAUAUAUUCUCCUAUUAUGAAAGUAAGAAGUCUGUUGUUGCUUCUUCUGCUCUGGAUGAUGAUUGGGGUGAAGAUAAUAAAACAAUCAAUGGCUAUGAUGAUGGUGGUGGAUGGCCAAUUUUUAAAUCUAGAGAUGGUGAUAAAUGGUCAGAACAGAUCCUUCGGAACAUUGAAGUGCUACGGUCAAGAAUACAAAAACUAAAGACCCGAAUGGGCAAGUUGAUGACUGAAAGUCCUCAAAAGUUCUCAUCAAUCAAUAUGUUGAGUUCGGCUGUACCAUGUGAUGUAGUGAACAAUUCUGGAAAUCAACUUUAUCCUGAUAAAGGAGAUGGAAAUAGUUCACAUUGUACUACAUCCCAGCAUGAAUCUGAGUGUGACAUGAGGGAUAAUUUUAUGCCUGGAAGUGCAGUUUCAAGUCAUGGAGUGGUGGCCCCCUUUCCUGAUAUGAUCAGGAGCAUGAGUAGGCGUCUGCUGGAGAUUUCCUCUGAAAAUAUUGAGGGAGAAAUUCUAAUACCUAAUGAGGCAGCCAAGGAGGAGUUGUGUAAUUUUGGAAGUGCUAUAAGUCAGCAGGCGGAGAAGCCUCACAUAUCCAGGAGAAGCUGAAAACCUUUUCUCUUGUCCAGGCUCCUGGAGACACUUUUUCAAGUCAACGCAAUCUGAUAAGAGAAGGACCUGAUGGGAGCAAUAAUUAGGCUUAGGUAGUGGAGCUGGAGAUCCUCAGGUUAGCUGGCUUCUUUCAGUUGAAUAUAGCUUCUAUUCAUAUUCGAAGAGAUGGAAUAUCCUAUAAAACAAGAGGUCAACCUUUUCAGCUUUUGAUGAUGAUAUGUUCACUAAUGUCAAGUGUAGAUUCUGCUAUCCUCUCAUUUUGCUUCCUGCUGCAACUCAAGCUUGUAUAUGCUACUUCUCAGCUUAGCUGAAACAUAAAUGUUAAGUUCAGAUGCUGUGCGGUAUCUAGAUUACUAUGA
Messenger RNA from Theobroma umbraticum, 1285 nucleotides. RefSeq lists its product as uncharacterized. Lineage: Eukaryota; Viridiplantae; Streptophyta; Magnoliopsida; Malvales; Malvaceae. The record is from RefSeq and is a predicted model, not a curated record.